Leptopilina heterotoma is the source of this 1236-nucleotide messenger RNA. RefSeq lists its product as uncharacterized. The transcript is spliced from 4 exons. The record is from RefSeq and is a predicted model, not a curated record. Bases 1 to 1236 code for a protein of 411 amino acids. NCBI's taxonomy places the organism in Eukaryota, Metazoa, Arthropoda, Insecta, Hymenoptera, Figitidae.
AUGGCUGUUACAAUUUUUGAACAAGAAGUUGAUUUAGAACAGGCGUUUCAGGAUUUUGAAGAGCUCUUGAAUUCUAAUCAAUUAACUUUACUGAGUGAUAUGGUCAUUGAUAGUGAAUGUAGUGAUCGUGAAGUCGUGCAUGGUAUAGGAAUUAAUAGUAACUGUAGUGCUCGCAAAGUUCUGGAUGAGGAAAUGACAAUUGAUGAGGAAUGUACAAUGAAAGAAGUGGUGCUUCCUAAAAUUGUGACAAGAAGUGUCUCUAAGCGUUUUUGUGCUGCAAAUAAUGAAAAAUGUACAGUGACAGAAGUGGUGCUUCCUAAACUUCUGAAAAGAGAUUUAGAAGAAGACUUUGAGGUUCCUGUCGCUAAACGUUUUUGUGCUGCGGAUGACGAGGAAUUGGAAAUUAAUGAAAAAUGUACCAAGAAGACUUUAAGGGUUCCUGUCGCUAAACGUUUUUGUGCUGCGGAUGACGAGGAAUUGGAAAUUAAUGAAAAAUGUACCGUGACAGAAGUUGUGCUUCCUAAACUUCUGAAAAGAGAUUUAGAAGAAGACUUUGAGGUUCCUGUCGCUAAACGUUUUUGUGCUGUGGAUGACGAGGAAUUGGAAAUUAAUGAAAAACUGGAAUUAUCCGUGAAAGUCGGGUCUUCUUAUUUUUUAUUAUUCGACUCGAGGGAUGUUCCAAACUUUUUCUCUAUCAUCGAGAAACUUGCUGAGCCUUUCAAAAAUAUGGAUAUUUGGAAGCCUAUAGAGGGAAAUUUUCCCCCUUUUAUAAUAUCAUUCCAAUCAAGGAAAUUUCGAGGAAUGAAGUGGUGGUCCAGUAUUCCUAAUAAUGAAAUAAUUAGAUUAAUUAUACAACGACAAAUGUCUGCACAUAGACCAGAAGGCCUUUUUUUCUUGGGAGGAAAAUAUUUUACUUUUCCUAAAUACAAUAUUCAAAUUGUUGACAAGGAAAUGGUCAGUUGGCAUGGCAGCAGAAGAAUAUUUAUAGAGAUUCCUAAGAUUAAAUACGGGACCCAUCAAAUUUCACUACCUUUCGAGUUAGCUUCAAAGAGAAACUGUAUUGUUCAAGAGCACAAGUCUUUAUUUAGUGCUUUCUACAAUACUGAUGAGUGCUUCUUUUUCUUUAAUCGCAAGAUGAAAUUUGUGCGAAAUUCAUUGAUUAGAAUUGGUGAAUAUAAUGAUUGGUAUGGUCCAGAUUUACAAUUAUUAUCCCAUGAAGACACAAAGGUGAUAUAA